AGAAGAUUAGCAUGGCCCCUGCGCAAGGAUGACACGCAAAAUCGUGAAGCGUUCCACAUUUUUUUUUACAUUUUCACUAUUAUUUGUUAUGAAUAUGUGCGGGUGUGCCUUGAAACAAACGUAAACUUCCGAAGCAGAAAACGCUCUUCGGCGGCGUGCACUUACCGUAGACUUAUGUUAUUUAUUUCAUGUUUACAUGAAUUCAGCAUUUAUAGCUGUUCCCAGAGCACUGGCUCGAGUCAAACGAAAUACCGCUGGAGAAUCAUCUGUGCACACGGGAGAGAACACAUAUGCAUGCACACGGUACACACGCCGAGAACCGGUCAGCGGGCGGGACGCGCAUACCAGAGCCUUUUCUCAUUUUUCUGUUUCUUUUUUGCGGCUGAAUGGUGCUGCGCCAUUGGUCGAUAGCCUUGAACAGCGCGAAGUUUGCAAACUUCGAAACGGUCGUGCUCUGCGCGCAUUUGACGCCUGUUUGACGCGUCGUAACUAGGCGUGCCGGAACCACAAGUCCGAACCUUGCUGCGCGACCCACGAUAUGCAAAGGAGAGAAAACAUCGCAUCUCCAGCCGCGGCUACCGGCCAUCGUCUUUCGAACUGUCGCACGCCACCGGAUCGCCAGCCGACCACGCCGUCCCCCACUGCUCACGAUGCCCGUCGAGAACGGCUCAGCAGGUUAGACGCCACUCGCAAAGCUCUGCUUCUUCGCCAAUGUGUCAGCGGGCGUGCGAGGAACGCAUUGACGCCACGUUACGAUUUGCGACGACGUGUUCUCGAGACGAACCUCGUUCGCGAGUCGAAGUGCCAAACGGCGCAGCAGCCCGGCGACCCGGUGCUUUCGGCGGCGCCCGAACCCCGGCAGCCUACGCCUCCGAGGAGCUUCAGGCGAUGGGGCUACUGCGACGCGGCGCAAGCGAGAAGUCGACUCGAGUGCCGCGCUCGAACGCCGCAGCGCUCGCCAGUGUCAACCGAGAGACCUCAGCCCAGCUGCUGGGCACGACCUCAGCUGGCCGCGAAGUUGAGUCCGCUCAACCCGACGCGAUGCGGCGCCAAGUCGUCCCCUCGCAAGUUGGGAUCGCCGAGAAACUUCGCUAUCGUCAGCGCGGCGGCGAUCAAGAAAAGACUGCGUCGCAGUUGGUCCUACCGCGAAGCGAUCGCCGGCGACGCGCCGGCCGACGAGCAGCAAGACGUGCAGGCGCCCCCCAAGCGGUUGAAGACGGAUUCGCUAGAUUCGCCCGCGGAAGCAGCAGCGACGAACACGCGACCCGUGCUGUCGAAGCGGCCAUGCAGAGUGCAACACGGAAAACCGUUCGCGAUACCAACGCCACCCGCGAUAACUCCUUCGUCGACGCCGCGUAGCAUCUUAUCUUCGCAGCCGCAGCAGGUUGCUCGAAGCGCGAUAACUUCACACACGGCGUCGCCCACAGCGGGCCGUUGCGUAAGCUGUCCUGGAACCUUGGCUACACCUAGCGCGAGAACUCCUACAGCCCCACACGCGACGUGGACUCUCUCUCCACUUUGUCAUAAUGGGCAAGGCGGGAUAAUUACACCAACUGUCUCACCCUACCACCAACACCUUCAAGUGAUCAAGCCACUUUCGCCGCCAGUGGUGUCGCAGGGCACGCAGACGUCGCCGAAGAGGCUGCGGCGAAGGUCAUCGCUCAAGCGUGCCUUCGAGCGAUUGCUCAGCAGUGGCAAGGAAAACGAGGCAAACGCAUCGCAGCAGUCUGCGUCAAAGAACGCGAAAGCGAAGGUCAAGAGACGACCGUCUCUCGUGGAGUCUCUUCUGUUCAGGCGUAGCAGCAACGAUAAUGACACCCAAAGCAAGCCCGGUAGGCGUUCUACCGACUAUGCGGGAGCAUCAAAAAACAUUGUUGGGUCGAGUCCACGUAGGAACAAACCUCGCCGAGCACACAGCCUGCAAUUGAAGGCACCAGAGUUUGACCCAUGGGGAUAGAUACUGCUUGAUCAUCCCAGCAAUCUCGUACAGUGGACAUACUACCACGGCUGCUGCUGAAUGUAUUGCAGCUGAAUGUAUUGCUGAAUGUAUUGCAGCUCUCCGUGCCAACCCAAAGGUUGGCACGGAGAGCUGUUGAGUAGUUUUUUCUUAAUGGUUACUCAUUUCUGUACAUCACUGGCAGUUAGAUUUUCUGACAUGUGCUUGGGCUUUAUAAUGCAGGGCCACAAUCAAGCACAGCAUUUCAUGCAUUAAAUGUUUGUCAUACUGUAGGCCAAGUAAGAAAUGGCUAAAUGUGAUAUGUCAUAAGUGUGAUGACAUAUAAUUGUCAUCACUGUGCCUUAAAGCUUUUUAUUUUUUCUUUGCAAAAAUUACAAUCAAAAGAAGUUGGUAUUAAAACUGAAACGGCACUCAAUAAUGAUAAAUUGAAGUUGUAUUUGUGUGCCAGCAAGACAUAGUGAUAGGCUAUCUUCGAGAACUAUUUUGUUACAGCUGCGUUUGACAAAGUGUGCAAUAGUGUGUCUGGUUGUACUUCUUUCUUGAAAUGGGGUGAAUUCUAAGUUGCUUUAGCUCUUUGUUUCAGUUCCUAUGCUGUGUCUGUUCACUGUGUCUGUUCAAUGCUUCUGACAAGAGCAUGACAAGAAGUUCCUUGCCAUUGCUUGAACAGUUAGGUUACGUCAUUAUAUAAAAGUAGCAGCUAAGUGAUGACCUUGCUGCAAAGCCAAUUCUUUUGCCAAACAAAGGCAUGUUAAUCAAAUGACUGUGGCUUUUACUCAUUUUACUUGUAAUAAACAUGUUUCCGUUGCAAA
Messenger RNA from Dermacentor silvarum, 2766 nucleotides. RefSeq names its product serine/arginine repetitive matrix protein 1-like. The transcript has a single exon. The record is from RefSeq and is a predicted model, not a curated record. The coding region runs from base 539 to 1957 and encodes 472 amino acids. NCBI's taxonomy places the organism in Eukaryota, Metazoa, Arthropoda, Arachnida, Ixodida, Ixodidae.